UCCAUUCUCAUUACUACUAUAUGCUUAAUUCUGAUAACAUGGUAUCAGAGCAUUAGGAAAGAUUUAGUUCCUUUUUCUUUUAAAUUUCAGCUUAGUUUUUCAGACUGGGUUCUUUCUCAAAGAAACCUGAUUUCAGCUCAGACUCUCCAGAACCUCUAGGCACCAUUCUGUCUCCCAGAAACUCACUCCAGGACAGAUUUUUUUUUAGCCCCCCUCUAUUCAGAACCUUUGUGCAGACCAUAUCCCCCAUCUGUGCCAGGUGCUCGCAGUCUGCAGUUCCAAAUCAGCACCCAAGUCAGACGUGCCUCUGGAUUUUUAUUCCAGCCCAAAACGGGCUGCUAUGCUGAUUGGGCCGGUUCUAAAGAUGAUCGAAGAUCUACAUCUGGUUAUUGCGUCUUUGUUGGUGGUAAUCUUGUAUCUUGGAAGAGUAAGAAACAGAAUGUGGUUUCUCGUUCGAGUGCUGAAUCAGAAUAUCGAGCUAUGGCACAAUCUGCAUGUGAGAUCAUAUGGAUAAGCCAUUUAUUGACUGAACUCGGAUUGAAGACAUCAAUGCCUGCUAAAUUGUGGUGUGAUAACCAAGCUGCUAUACACAUAGCAAACAAUCCCGUAUUUCACGAGAGAAAAAAGCAUAUUGAAGUUGAUUGUCAUUUUAUUCGAGAGAAGAUACAAAAAGGAUUGAUCUCUACCGAAUAUGUGAAGACUGGAGAACAACUUGGAGAUUUAUUCACCAAAGCUCUAAAUGGGAUUCGUGUUGAUUACUUAUGUAACAAGUUGGGCAUGAUAAAUAUCUAUGCUCCAACUUGAGGGGGAGUGUGAAAGAAUUAUUGUAUAUAAGAAUAUGCUUUAGGAAUAUACUCUAGACAUUAUUAUAGUAUAGCAUCUUAUGUAGGAAUAUUCUAUAUAAGAAUAUGCUUUAGGAAUAUACUCUAGACAUUAUUAUAGUAUAGCAUCUUAUGUAGGAAUAUUCCUUCUUUGUAACCUAUAUAUAGGGUCUUAACCCUCUUACUAUAUCUUCCAUUCCUCAUUACUACUAUAUCUGAUAACACCCCCGAUCGUAGGAUAUUCAUUCCACUCCCUUUUCACGAAGGAAAGAAAAUCUUCAUUCGUAAACCACAUGUUUUGGAAUCAAAACUGAGCCGGACCUCUAAUCAGUUGAGUCUCACAAAUGAGGAGAAUGGGGCAAUGAUCGGAUGGCAUUUUACUCAAAUGAUGAACAUUUACAUUAUCAAAAGCAUCCAAAAAUUCCUGAUCCACCAAAAACCUGUCCAAUCUUUCCCAAAUCCGCCCAUUAGCCCGAACUCCAGUCCAAGUAUAGGAAGAACCAACUAUAGGAGGCUGCAUAAGAUGACAAUACUCCAUACAAUUUCUGAAAUCCCUCAUGUCAGCCGCACGGGGAACAGAUGGCCCCUUAUAAUCAGCAACAACGUUGAAAUCCCCUCCCAGAAGCCACGGUCCCCAAACAGCUUCUGCAAACCCCCUCAUCCCGUUCCAUAACUGCUCUCUUUCCGUCCUAGUAUGUUUUCCAUAAACAGGGAAAUAGGUGAAUACAAAAUCCAGGGGAUAAACUUCAUAGUAACAACCAAAAAUUGAUCCUUAUCCUCAAUAUAGAUCACAUAAAAAUCCGAGGCGUUCCACAUAAGCCAAAUCUUAUUUGAGAAUCCUAGACUGGUAGAAUAAAAACCUCCAUUUGAAGAAUUAAUAAUAGGCUCGAUGAUAGUAAUCCCUAAAAUUUAGCAAAUGCUGCCUAACAAUUUUGCGUAGUCUUGGACAAGCAGAAACAAGACCACGCACAUUCCAACUUAUGAGCUUCAUAUGGAAACCUCUAGGGUAUUAUCCCCAUUGUUCCUCUUGGCCUCCAACCGAUCGAGGAGGAGCCUCUUUGGGUUUUCUCCGUCCCAUCACUUGCAGUGCUUGUGCUUGUUCCUUCUCCAUCAAUUCCACCUUCUUUCUGAGCUCCGCACAAACUGAUCUCCAAGACUCAACCGUAGAGUCCUCCAAAUUGAUUUGCUCCCCAUCCGAAACAACUCCAUCCAUAAUGAUAUGCUCCUCACUUCCUUGCACAUUGCCUUCUUCAAAAGAUAUUAAUUUGGUAACAUUGGUUGUUACCUCCCCUACCCCCCCCUUCAUCUGUAACUGGGUGUGUAUCAUUAUUGACCUCCUCAAUAACUUCCUCUUCAGCCAUUACUCCUUCCUUCACUAAUUCAGACACUCCCACCUCAAGCUUCUCCUGUAGAGAUGGCAAUUUCGACCGACCCGUUGGAUACCCGCACCGAACCGAUUUGGUCAAACUGGGGAAAACCGGUUUGACUGGGGAAUGGGUAUGGGGCGGGGAAUACCCGAAUUUUUUAAAUGGUUAAUGGUGCGGUUAUGGUUCUAUACUAAUCCACCCCAUUAUCCGCCCCGAAACCGCCCCGUUCACUAGUGGUGCGGGUACCCGCACCGUUACCCGAUCGAUAACAUUAUUAAUAAAUUAUAACUUUAUAUAUAUAAGAAUAAUAACUAUAUAUGCUAAAUUGUGUAUAAUAAAUAGUAUAUAUCAUAUAAAUAAUGCUAAAAAGUAUACUACUUUUUUAGGCCUAUAACUAAAUAUAGGCCUAAACCUAUUUUUGAAAUUUGGAUUCUGGGAUGAUUACUACUUUUUUAUUAUGUUAUAAGAGAUAUUGGGUGCAUGUCAUACUAAUGAAUUUAGGUCAGUCUGCUUGAUUGCUUAAAUGUUUAUUUUUGUCUUUUUUAGGGUGCUUUGAAUAUAUAAAUAACAAGUAGGAUUAAAAAUUGGUUAUUCGUUUUCCCAAAAAAAGUUGGUUAUUUGGUAUCAUUUGGGGAAACGGUUACCCGUGGAUAAACUGAUUCCCCAUUGGGGCGGGUACGGUUCAAAUAAAAAUUACCCGAAUGGGUAAUGGGGCGGUUUUGGGGCAAACAUUUAUCCAACGGGGCGGUUCCGGUUUUAUGUGUACCCGUCCCCGAUCCGCCCCGUUGCCAUCACUAUUCUCCUGGCUGGGAGGCUCCCCUCCCAAUAUUUCCGUAGUCCCGUCCUUCCCACUAUGUUCAGACACUUUUCACAAAUUCAUUAUAUUAUAGAGAUCUUUUUAGAAAUAAUAUUUGAUCAAUGGAGAUUACUAUCUUGUUUGUAUGCAUUGAAUUGGAAGUCCACAAUAGUAACCAAAUUUAAGUAUAUUUAUUUUUUUUGAGUCAGUUACAUAUUAUAAAGAUAUUAUUCAAACGGGAUAAAUUUCUCUCUAAUAUGUAGUAGCUGGUGCAUAUAUAGUUCUUUUAAGUAUAGGAUAAGUCAAAUAACAAUUGAACGAGAUAAUUUUAUCUCUCAUUUGUAUUGUUUUUAGGUACAAGAAGCUAUGAAGAUAAACUUGCUAACAAUUUAG
Cuscuta epithymum is the source of this 3377-nucleotide messenger RNA. Lineage: Eukaryota; Viridiplantae; Streptophyta; Magnoliopsida; Solanales; Convolvulaceae. The record is from the annotation of a GenBank genome assembly.